UAAAAUACAACCAAUAUUCCUUCUCAGUGGCAAGACAAAGUAUCGCAGAGAUGCUCUGUUUUACAAUAGGCUUUGCAUUGUAAUCUCUAAUGUGACAAUUUAGUCAGCCCCUCUGCAAGAGCUACUGAGGCUGGUCUGUGGUUGGUGUACCAACCUUUCACUUUCUCCCUGCCCUGAUUUGUCUCCACCUGAUUUAGUUCAUGAAGAGAGCAGGAAGCCGGUGGUCUCUGCAGAGAAGCUGUUUUGAAACCUUUUUAUCUUUAGCAUGCAAAAACCUUUGAUUUAUUUCAAAAACACAGAGUUGGAUUAUAAAUUCCUUUGUAAAUGUGUAUGGUGAUAUUUGCUCCGCUUUUUGCAAUCUUUGCAUUUGCAACAUGCGGUGGUUACUCUGGAGGACUGAGAGUCAGCGUAGACUGUGCCAACAAGACGCUAAGUGACCUCAGCAUUGAUAUUGAUAUUGCUUAUCCUUUCAGGUUAUAUCAGGUGAAUUUUGACGCACCCACAUGUGAAAGCAAACUGCGUGAAUCUAUCUCAUUAGGUGGAGACUUCUCAUCUCCGGCUGAGUUCUUCGUCACAAUUGCAGUAUUUUCAUUCCUCUAUUCCUUGGCUGCAACCGUUGUCUACAUUUUCUACCAGAACAAGUAUCGGGAAAACAACAGGGGUCCACUAAUUGAUUUUAUUGUAACGGUGGUGUUUUCAUUCAUGUGGCUUGUGAGCUCAUCAGCGUGGGCCAAAGGACUUUCAGAUGUUAAGAUUGCCACAGAUCCUGAUGAAGUGCUGCUACUGAUAUCCGCUUGUAAACAGAGGACGAACAAGUGUAUGUCUGUGCGUAGUCCUGUUAUGUCAACUCUAAAUACUUCCGUGGUAUUUGGGUUCCUGAACUUUAUUCUGUGGGCUGGAAAUAUAUGGUUUGUCUUCAAGGAGACUGGAUGGCAUGCCUCUGGACAGCGAUACCCACCAGAGACAAUGGAAAAACAAUCAAGUGGCCUAAACCAGUCUUUAAAUCAAGGGGGAUACAACCAAGACAGCUAUGGGCCAACUCCUGGAUAUAACCAGCAACAGGGAGGAUUUGUCCAACAGCCCACUUUUAGCCCACCUGGUGGGCCACAAAACUUCAACCAGGCUCGGUAUAAUCAAACUGGUCCAACGUCUUUUGCCAAUCAAAUUUAAAAUAGAAAAAACUUGUUACGUCCCAUUAACUGCAAAAAAAAAGAUUAAUCAGAUCUACAAUAUUUGCAGGGACAUUUGAAAAUAAUGUAUCCAUAGGCAAAGGGUAUUAACAAGAGUCUACUACAGUGUGUUCAGAUACUGGUGAUGGAUUGCAUUUUCUGAUAAAUCUAAGAACAGAUUAUGAAGAUGAGUAAUGCAUUAAAUAAUCUUCUUUUGUUAGUGGAAAUAGUAACCAUAUUUUGUAAUCCUAGAGAUUUUCACAUUGGAUGAAAUAACGUAUAGUAAACAUUCCUUACAGUUGUGUAAUAUUGAAAAAAAAAGUGUUAUUCCAUUUUAAUUUUUUUUUUUUUUUUUUUGCAUGAUGCUGCUACAGUUGUGUGUUGUUAACCUUACAAUUGACGGGCAGUUUUGAGCAAACUUACACCCCAUAUAGUAAGCUUUUUCUUAGUGACUUGAAGAUUUUUCCUCUUGAUACAUUCCACAUAUGUGUUAUCCAGUAAAGUGCAGCAUUAACAUGUU
Molecule: messenger RNA, 1689 nt
Organism: Pelobates fuscus (common spadefoot toad)
Lineage: Eukaryota; Metazoa; Chordata; Amphibia; Anura; Pelobatidae
Gene: SYNPR
Product: synaptoporin
Exons: 5
Coding region: 325-1170 (281 amino acids)
Cellular component (GO): synaptic vesicle membrane; synaptic vesicle
Source: RefSeq, a predicted model, not a curated record